Cetraspora pellucida is the source of this 1989-nucleotide messenger RNA. NCBI's taxonomy places the organism in Eukaryota, Fungi, Glomeromycota, Glomeromycetes, Diversisporales, Gigasporaceae. The record is from the annotation of a GenBank genome assembly.
AUGGUAGCCAUUCAUGAAACGCUUAAAAAACAUAUCAUUGAGGCCAUAAGAACAGCAGAAGUGCAAGGAGGAUGGAAAGUUGUUGUGGUAGAUGAACCUGCACUCAAGAUUUUAGAAUCAGCUUGUAAGACGUUCGACAUUCUCGAAGAGAAAGUCACCUUGGUAGAAGAGCUAGAAAAAACUCGUCAAACUUACCCCCUUGAGGCAGUAUAUAUUAUUACUCCUUUGUCGGAAUCCAUUUCUAAAGUAAUUGAGGAUUUUACUAGGAAUCCACCUUUGUAUACUGGAGCGCAUGUUUUUCUUACUUCGCCCCCUGAACGUUCGGACUAUGAUAGGCUAAUGAGAUUAAUUCCUAAAGAUUUAUUUAAAGCAUAUAAAGAGCUUUUUAUUGAAUUUCAUGCCCGAGAGGCGCAAGUUUAUUCAUUCGAAUCCCCUAAAAGUUUCUUCCGAUUGUAUUCACCGGUAGACAACGCAAUUUAUGAUGCUGAACUGAACAAACUUGCAAAACAACUUCUUUCCGUUUGUGUUUCGCUAGGAGAAAAUCCUUUGAUUCGUUAUCAGAAAGGAAAUGAUCUCGAUCCUGAUUAUGCGAACAAAUCAUUACCUUUUAAAUUGGCUCAAUUGGUACAAGCUGAGUUGGAUAAUUAUACAAGAAUGAAAAAGCAUAUCGCGCCUGGAAGUGUUCCUCUAGAAAUACAACGCAAGCGAUCUGUUUUAUUUAUUUUGGAUCGGACCGUUGAUCUGUACACUCCAAUAUUACAUGAAUUCACCUAUCAGGCCAUGGCUAACGACCUUUUGCCAAUUGUAAACGGUCAAAAAUACACGUAUAGCUACGUCGAUGAUGAGGGUGCUCCGGCAGAUAAGGAUGCUAUGUUAGACGAAACUGAUACUAUAUGGGUUGGUAUACGGCAUAAACACAUGAAGGACUGCAUCGAGCAACUUAUGAAAGAUUUCAACAAAUUUUUGGUAGAAAAUGCAGGCUUUAAUGACAAAGAUAAAGCUGCAAAUUUGAAUGAUAUAAAAAAAAUGUUGGCAACCUUACCUCAAUUCACAAAUAUGAAGGAAAAGUAUUCAGUUCAUUUGAGUAUUGCACAAGAAUGUAUGAGCGUGUUUGAUAAAGAAAAGCUUGCUGAAGUAGCCACAGUUGAACAGAAUUGCGCUACUGGAUAUACGUCAGAUUCUCAACCUCCUAAAACAUUAAUGGAAGAUAUGAUUCCAAUAUUAGAUAACCCUGUCAUUAGUUCGAGUACCAAAGUAAGAAUGCUCAUGCUUUAUAUAAUGUAUAAGCGUGGUAUUCCGGAGGAAGACCGAGUUAAGCUGUUGAAUCAUGCUAGGAUUUCAAUGCAACAGAACGAAUCUAUCAAUAAUUUAGAAUUUUUCGGUGAAAAGUUAAUAAGGACAAAAACCAAAACGGGCACUCCCAAAAAGAAAAAAUAUAGACAACAACAAGGAGAUGAUAUUCAUUAUGAAUUCUCUCGAUAUGUCCCUAGGUUAAAGCAUGUUUUGGAGAAUCAUAUCAAUAAAAACCUAGAUGCUGCUGCGUAUCCAUAUACAAAGGAUCCAGCGGGUGGUCCAGAUGGUAAUAAAUCUUCGGGGUCUGAAUUAAGAAGUCUUCGACCUACAUGGUACAUGAAAGGCCAGGAGGCCAAAAAUCCCCGUAUAAUAGUUUUUAUAGCCGGUGGUGUGUCAUAUUCAGAACUCCGGACCGCAUAUGAAAUCACCGAAAAACAUCGUCAAGAUGUCAUUAUUGGUUCAACGCAUAUCAUAACUCCUCAGAAAUUCGUUGAAGAUAUGUCGCAACUUCGUAAACCGCCUACGUUGUCCUAUUCACCACCAAAGUCAAGACCAUUACCCGCUCCUCCGAAUGUACCAACCAAUCCAAAUUAUAAACAAUAUAAUAACUAUCAAAAACAAGGAAAUUAUCCUUACAAUCAAUCAAAUACUGGUUAUCAACAAGGCUAUCCGCCAUAUAUGAAUCCGAAGCCAUGA